This is a messenger RNA of Colletotrichum orchidophilum, 429 nucleotides long. RefSeq lists its product as uncharacterized. The record is from RefSeq and is a predicted model, not a curated record. NCBI's taxonomy places the organism in Eukaryota, Fungi, Ascomycota, Sordariomycetes, Glomerellales, Glomerellaceae. The transcript has a single exon. Bases 1 to 429 code for a protein of 142 amino acids.
AUGGCAACGGCAAUAAACACCACAAGCGCCAGUAGGCAUGGUCUGAGUCUGUGCCAGGGUGCUAGGGUGAUCUCUGUGAGAACGUUCUGCCAUUCCCAGGGGUGUUUCCGAACAACAAAAUGUCGGCCAACGUUGACGGGAUGGGGUUUGACCACAAAACGAGGUCCCAUUCGGCUUGGCCUGAUGUGCCGGUGUGACUGGCCAGCAGUGAGUGGUCACAGAACGGCGGUGGCAGGGGGCCUGAAGAAGUCCCCGGAGCUAUUAAAGAUCGAAGGCCAUGCAGCCAUCACAUCCUUGUCCACACCCACCCUCGGCGCCUUGCGACCAGCGGUUCCCGCCAGGGAAGGCCCCUUGGUGGGCAAUGCCACGUACACACAAGAGAUGACCUCUGCGGGCAGACAGACGAGAGAGUUGGUGGAGGGAGAGUGA